Messenger RNA from Nomia melanderi (Alkali bee), 3998 nucleotides. It is a transcript of the gene eIF2Bdelta, whose product is annotated as eukaryotic translation initiation factor 2B subunit delta. The record is from RefSeq and is a predicted model, not a curated record. NCBI's taxonomy places the organism in Eukaryota, Metazoa, Arthropoda, Insecta, Hymenoptera, Halictidae.
UGGAAGAACAUUGAUUCGGAAACGAAAUAUUCUCUAAGUUCUUCAAAUAUUUAUAUUCAUGUAAAAUAAUUUGAAGACUGUCAAAAGGUUUGAUUUGGCAAUGAACGUUGUUUCGUGACAUUUAAAAAAAAAAAUUUUAAUUAUAUGAUAGAAUUGCAUAAUUAUUUUUAAGCAUUUAGCUUAGAAUGCAGUAAUUAUGCAUUGUAUGUUCAUAAUUGUGCUCUCAGCCGUAUUUUCUAAUGUUACAUAUAACAAUACACACUGUUGAAAUCAUAAAAAUAAUCAUUUCUUUAACAUUUAAAGUAUGUUAGCAUUGCAUCAUUAUUGUUCGCGAUUGCAUAAAAGCAAGAAAAGCAGGAGCUGAUAUUUGAAAUUAUUGUUUCAGUCGAUUAUUAUUGUAUUGGGGUUCCCAGCUUGAAGCUACGUAUGUCCCUGACUGAGAAUUGAUACAGUGAUGAUGGACCAGGAGGAACAUUUGGUAGAAAACAACCAACCAAGAUUCUGUACACCUUCCACUGCUAGACAUCUUCGUCGUAAACGAUUACAUGAUGCUCGUAAGGCUGAAAAACAACAAAACUGUUCAUUCAAUGGGAUAAAUGUUGAAUCUAUCCCAGAAUCUGUUGCUAAGAAAGAUGUUGAUGUUGAACCGAAAGCUAUAACAAAGUCUAAAGCUCGUAGACUGAGAAAGAAGAAUAAGACAAAGUCACUGCACAUUUGUUGUUUGUACUGUGAGUCGUAUUGUAAAAAUCCCUUACCUGUUACCGAAAAGCUUAGCGAUCAAGAAGUUGCUGAGAAAGACACGGAGGACAUACAAACAAUAACUAAGUCCAAGGCUCACAGGUUACGGAAUGCCUACAAUUCGCCUAUAGAACCAUUUUUAAAGUAUAUUAAAACGGCAAAUUACGAUUCAAUUUGUUGUGCCAAACUUGAGACAGAUAUUGUUAAUAAUCUCAAGCAAAAAGCUGUUGAAACACAGGUUUAUAAUGCUCACAGCAAUGAAGAACAAACAGAAUUAACACCAGAGAACGUACAGUCCGAAGAAAAUUGCCCAAAAUUAUCAUGUUUGUCCAAAUCACCACCUGGACCAUUGAGAUUUGAAAAUGAAAUACAAAGUCAUCAUGAGAAACACAAUGAAGAUUCAAAGGAUGUAGUAGUUGCAUCGCAAUUUAAAGAAAAGAUAAUAGAAACAAUUCGAACUAGAAUUAAUUGUAUAAAAGAAGAUACUUCAUUGCAGGUGCUUGAAACAAAACAAAUCGACAGCUUGGACAAUAUUCCCGCUCCACAAGAAUUAGUGAAAUGCGUUGAUCUCGUAGCAGCCGAUGAAAGUACCGAAUUAUCUAAUGCACAACGCUGUACACAAAAUGCUUGUAAGUUAGGAUUCUGUGGUAUUAAACCAAAUGAAAAUAUUACAUUGUUAGAUAGAGACAUAAAUAAAUUAGAAGCCGGUGUGCAGUCUCAGAUAGGAACAACAUUGUCUUCUGAAGGAGAGCUCCUUGAAAACGUGAAAAACUUGAAAUUCGAUAAUUCUUCUAAAGUCGAUAGUAAAACUUUAGCGCGAGAAGAUAAUAAGUUGUCCUCUGAUGAUAGUGAAUUACAAGAUAAGUCUUCUAUUUCUGUUAUAAAAAAAAGCGCAGAGAGUGUUACUUCAACCAUGGUACAAUCGGAGACCGGAUCAUCUACCGAAGGGAACACAUCCGGAAAAGAAGUUACAAGUUCUAAGGAAGAGGUAUCCUCCGCGCAAGAUACUAACAAUUCAUUCAAUACAGGUUUUCCAUUAGGUAACACCGAUCUAGACAGAUUGGGAACAGCGCCAUUAUUAAAAUCGCCGGGACCUGCAAGGAUGACCGAGAAUAAAAUGAAUAUCCCGGAAAAAACAAGAGAAGAAGUAAAAGGAGAACGUGCAGCGAAGAAAGCGGCUAAAGCGCUUGCAAAAGCAAAGGCAAAAACUGAUAAGGAACAAAAUAAAAAUAGCAUCGGCGCCAAGGUUACAGCCUCUGAUAGUACUAAGAAUAAACAGGCUACAGUGACAUUAGAAAAUGCGCCUGGUGAAAAUAUUCAAAGUCCAAAUACAACCGAUAAAGCUUGUAAUACAUCCGUGAAGAAAAGUGCACCAUUAGAAGUGAACACCGAAGGGAAAAGUAAAGCAGAGUUACGCGCUGAAAGAAGAGCGAAACAGGAAGCACAAAGAGCAGUGAAGCAACAGCUUUUACAGGACAAAAGUAAAGUAAAAACUAAAGAGACUGAAGAAAAUAAAACACGAACGACGCAUCAACUUACAGGUGAAGCUGACGUCGUCGUGAAAAAGCCUGUACCGCCUAAGAAAAGUAUUCUAAAAGAAAAUGCCCACGAAAUAAAUUUAUUCAAACAUUUGUACCAUGAAAGAGAGCAAGCAAUCGUUGAUGUUCUAGCGGUUAACUCGCACAUACAUCCAGCGAUAGUCAGACUAGGUACUCAGUACGCGCGAAAAGUGAUAGUAGGUAGCAAUGCACGAUGCGUGGCACUUCUAGCUGCUGUGAAGCAGCUUAUUCAAGACUUUGAGCGGCCUUCCCAGGCAGACUUUAUCAGAGGUCUCGAGGCGAGCUUGCUAGAGUCCAUGGCGUAUUUACAUCAUUGCAGGCCAUCAGCCGUUUCUAUGCAAAAUGCGUUGAGGCAUCUGAUGAGACAAAUGACACAAUUACCACCUGCAUUAUCCGAUGCAGAUGCAAAAUAUAAAUUAUGCAACGCCAUAGAUACCUACAUUCAUGAACAAAUAGAACUUGCUGACAAGGCAAUAUCGCUAACCAUUCAGAAAAAAAUCUCUCAUGGUGAUGUUAUUCUGACAUACGGCUACUCGUCCUUAAUUCAUAAAAUCCUACUCGACGCGCACACGGCGAAUAAACAGUUUCGCGUUAUCGUUGUCGAUGGAAGGCCUUGGUUAGAAGGGAAAGAACAGCUCAGACGUCUAGCGAAACACGGCAUUGAAUGUUCUUAUAUUUUAAUUAAUGCUCUGAGCUACGUAAUGCCAGAAGUGAGUAAAGUCUUCCUGGGUGCUCAUGCGAUAUUGGCCAAUGGUGCGGUAAUGUCGAGAACCGGUACUGCCCAAGUUGCCUUAAUGGCGAGAGCCUUCAAUAUUCCAGUGUUAGUGGCCUGUGAGACCCACAAAUCCUAUGAACGUGUACAGACGGAUUCUAUUGUUUAUAACGAAUUAGGCGAUGCGGACGAACUUGCGCAGGGAUAUGGCACAAAGAAAUCCCAGCUCGCCAAUUGGAAAACCAAGAAAUCGUUGAAUCUUUUAAACAUUACGUAUGAUGUUACACCAGCUGAUCUGGUUACGGCUGUUGUUACAGAAUUAGCGAUUUUACCGUGCACCAGUGUUCCUGUGAUCUUACGAAUUAAACCAUCUGAGAUUUAACUCUUCGCGACAAUUAAUCGUAUAGUGUGUAAAACGAAAUAUUUUAUAAAAUUCAGUAUCUCUAAAAUUAAUUGAGAUACGAAGGUUUUCUUUCUUUAAUUGUCAUUUGGUAUUAACUAGUAUUCUUGAAGGUAACCAUGUAUCGAAGUAAUAAACCCGGUAAAAUCUAUGAUUAAUCUUUCGUAUUGGUUUCACUCGAGUCUUUGUAAUAAUAGUUCUUGUCAAAGGAAUAUACUGCAUAUAUAAAGAAAUAACAGUGAAACUUUCAUAUCUUAUUUAUUUUUAGAAAUAUCUGUGUCUAACACACAUGUAGCUUUAUGAUAUUCAUACAUUUUUUAUUUGCAUCUUCAGAGGAAUCAACAUAUGUAACAUUAUAUAUUGUGUUAUGUAUUUCGAAAUAAACGAUCAGAGAAGCGUGGAAACCAUCUGCAAUAUUUGCAAUAUAUUUGGAAAGCGUUGUUACAAGGAAAGUUCUAUCGGGAUUGAAAUAAAAUUAAAAAUUCAUUGGAAAUACAAGAAGAAUCUUAAUUUUAUUGAAUGUAAGAGAUAAUGUUUUAAGUAUGUGUAAUCUUCAAUUUCAAUAUCAUUUCAAAUUUAUGACAUCACA